Messenger RNA from Oncorhynchus nerka (sockeye salmon), 1881 nucleotides. RefSeq names its product ecto-ADP-ribosyltransferase 5-like. Gene Ontology annotation, molecular function: NAD+ poly-ADP-ribosyltransferase activity; NAD+-protein-arginine ADP-ribosyltransferase activity. The transcript has 3 exons. The record is from RefSeq and is a predicted model, not a curated record. Lineage: Eukaryota; Metazoa; Chordata; Actinopteri; Salmoniformes; Salmonidae. Bases 605 to 1432 code for a protein of 275 amino acids.
AAAUAAAACCUGUUGCUGAGAAAUAGGUAGAACUCAUCCAGUGACGUCAUUCCCUGUCACACAACCUCAGAGACGGUGACUAUGACAACUGACCACACAUUGCAGUGUUUGACUUGGGGUUGAGAAGAGCGUGAGAAAGACAGAAAGGGGGAACGUUAACUCUUUCUCAGCAGCAUCACUUUUAGUUUCAAAUGGCCCUGUGGUGAACCAAGGUAGAGCUGUGUACAUCCUCAUGCAUGUGUACGUGUGCAGACAUGAAGAUCUGUAUGAAUUUGUGCAGAUAUUAUUUUGGUGCUUCAGUGUGGGAACAUGAUUUGUAGUUAUGUCUGCUUGUAAAGUAAGACAUCUGACCAGCUAUAAGUAGAAAUGUUCAGUCUGCAACACACAAGUCCUAAAGCUGAACAAUGGAGGAAUCUGCAUACAGUCUAUCUGCACUUGUCAUAUCCUUUCUGCCUCUGUCUGAAUUUUGCUGCUCCCCAGCUUCCUGUGGUAAAGGCUUCUUCUUCCUCUUCUUCAUCUUCCUUGUCUCAGUGUUACCAUAGCUCUGACUGGAGUCUGGAGGAGUCAACAGGUCAUACUGACUAGGCUCAUAACAUCUUAAGAUAUGGGGAAAACGUGCGUAGCAAUGGCGUUGGGGGCGGUAGCAAUGGCGUUGACCCUGGCGUUGACCCUGGGUCUUUACUUUGGACGGAUAUUUACCAUGAACCCGGACCCACAGAUGAAUCCUUUCCCACUGGACAUGGCCCCUACAUCUAUUGAUGAUCAAUACGUUGGCUGCAGAGCGAACAUCAGCAUUCAGGUGAACACAGACUACCUCCCACGUGAGAAGAAAACCAGUACAAACUUCAAUAAUGCCUGGAAGGAAGCAGAAGCAGAAGCCAAACCGUCUAUCCAUGGUCUGCAAAAGGAACACUCCAUAGCUAUAUAUGUGUACACAAAUGAAGAGCCUAAGAUCUACCCGGACUUCAACAGAGAAGUUAGAAAUGGUAGAUCUAAUUAUGGGACAACAUUCCAGUACCAUUCCCUGCACUUCUAUCUAACUGAAGCCAUUCAGAUUCUCAAACAAAGGCAAACAACAUGUUGGACCACCUACCGUAGAACCGAUGUGUAUUUUGAUCAGGAUGUUGUCAACAAAGCUAUCCGUUUCGGCACCUUCACCUCGAGCACUUUAAACAAGACAAUAGGCAGAGAUUCAUUUGGAGCGACGUCCUGCUUUGAGAUCACCACAUGUUUUGGAGCUGACAUAUCACAUUACUCUGUAUUUACAGGAGAGAGAGAAGUCUUAAUUCCUCCCUAUGAGGUAUUCACAGUGAGCAACAUCCAGAAGAAGUCACCAGAGAAUAACCUGUGGUGUGAAGUCGUCUACACAUUAGUGAGCACUGGAAAUCAGAGUGACUUGAAUUGCAAGUUGCAAAAUGGAGUAAAAAUCUAACCUGUGAAGCAGCUUUUCUGCAUUCAUCAGGAAAAGGCUACAUAACGAUCUAUAAUAUGUUGAUAAUUACUGUAUAUCACUGAUCAUUCCCACACCAAUGUACGAUUAAGUCAUCUGUAAAAAUAUAUAUAUUUUUUACAUUCCUUCUUUCAGUUGUAAUGAUCCUGUUAAAGACUGUUUAACCCUUAUUGCUGCCUCAGAUUAAGAACAAGUUAUAAAAAAGUAUUAUUUGCCGACAUUGAAUCAAAUUGUAAUUUGUGAUUUGUUGACAUUUGUUAGCAUGUGCACUGUGUUUGUUUAUAUUCACCAUUAUGUUACUGAUUCCCUCCACCAAUAGUGUUUAUAUUCACCAUUAUGUUACUGAUUCCCCCUCCAUCAAUAUCGUGUUUAUAUUCACCAUUAUGUUACUGAUUCCCCCUCCAUCAAUAUAGUGUUUAUAUUCACCAUUA